CCGGCCUGUCACUGUCACCUGGCUGGGGUCCCGGUGUCCCUCCCCGUGCCCUUCAAGGCUCCCUGCCCUCUCCGGGCUGCCGCUCGGCCGGCGUUCCCGCUGUGCCCGGCUCCCGCUCCCGACGCCGCACGUCUGUCCCGCUCGCUCGGGUAACUCAUUCCACUUUGGGGUCUUUUUAAUUCUACGGAAAGACUUCAAAUCCUCCGGCAGCCAAAAUGGAACACAGUAGACAGAUUCGAAUUUUACUAAUGAACGAAAUGGAAAAGCUAGAGAAGACCCUCUUCAGACUUGAACAAGGGUUUGAACUACAGUUCCGAUUAGGCCCGACUUUACAGGGGAAAGCUGUUACUGUGUAUACAAAUUACCCAUUUCCUGGAGAACCAUUUAAUCGAGAAAAAUUCCGCUCGUUGGAUUGGGAAAACCCAACAGAAAGAGAAGAUGAUUCCGAUAAAUACUGUAAACUUCACCUGCUCCAGUCUGGAUCUUUUCAGUACUACUUUCUUCAAGGAAAUGAGAAAAGUGGAGGAGGUUACAUAGUCGUGGAUCCUGUUUUACGUGUUGGAGCUGAUAAUCACGUGUUACCCUUGGACUGUGUUACUCUCCAGACAUUUUUAGCGAAGUGUUUAGGACCCUUUGAUGAGUGGGAAAGCAGACUAAGGGUUGCAAAGGAGUCAGGUUACAACAUGAUUCACUUCACCCCAUUGCAGACUCUUGGACUUUCCAGGUCAUGCUACUCCCUUGCUGACCAGUUAGAAUUAAAUCCUGACUUUUCAAGACCUCAUAAAAGAUACUCCUGGAAUGAUGUUGGGCAGUUAGUAGAUAAGCUGAAAAAGGAGUGGAAUAUUCUUUGUAUUACAGACGUUGUCUACAAUCAUACUGCUACUAACAGUAAGUGGAUCCAGGAACAUCCAGAAGCUGCUUAUAAUCUUGUGAAUUCUCCACACUUGAAACCUGCCUGGGUCCUAGACAGAGCAUUUUGGCAUUUCUCCUGUGAUGUGGCAGACGGGAAGUACAGAGAAAAAGGAGUCCCUGCUGUGAUUGAGAAUGAUCAACACAUGGAUUGCAUUCGGAAAAUAGUCUGGGAGGACAUUUUCCCAAGGAUUCAGCUCUGGGAGUUUUUCCAGGUAGACGUUCACAAAGCAGUUGAGCAGUUUAGGAGACUUCUCACUCAAGAAAACAGAAGAGUAGCUAAGUCUGAUCCAAAGGAACAUCUGAAAAUUAUUCAGGACCCUGAAUACAGACGGCUGGGCUGUGCUGUCGAUAUGAACAUCGCACUGGCAACUUUUAUACCGCAUGACAACGGGCCGGCUGCCAUCGAAGAGUGCUGUGGUUGGUUCCGAAGGAGACUGGAGGAGUUGAACUCUGAGAAGCACCGUCUCACCAGCUGUCAUCAGGAGCAGGCAGUUAAUUGUCUUUUGGGAAACGUGUUUUAUGAACGACUGGCUGGCCAUGGCCCUAAACUAGGACCCGUCACUAGGAAACAUCCUUUAGUUACCAGGUAUUUUACCUUCCCCUUUGAAGAAAUGGCCUUACCCGCAGAAGAAUCCAUGAUCCACCACCCAGAUAAAGCUUGCUUCCUGAUGGCGCACAAUGGAUGGGUGAUGGGCGAUGAUCCCCUUCGCAAUUUUGCUGAGCCAGGCUCAGACGUUUAUUUAAGGAGAGAACUUAUUUGCUGGGGUGACAGUGUUAAAUUGCGCUAUGGGAAUAAACCAGAGGACUGUCCCUAUCUGUGGGCGCACAUGAAGAAAUACACUGAGAUAACUGCCACUUAUUUCCAGGGAGUGCGCCUUGACAACUGCCACUCCACUCCUCUUCACGUGGCUGAGUACAUGCUGGAUGCUGCUAGAAAAUUACAACCCAAUCUUUAUGUAGUGGCUGAGCUGUUCACAGGAAGUGAAGAGCUGGACAAUAUCUUCGUGACUAGACUGGGCAUCAGCUCCUUAAUAAGAGAGGCAAUGAGUGCAUACAACAGCCAUGAAGAGGGCAGAUUAGUUUACCGAUACGGAGGGGAGCCUGUUGGAUCCUUUGUUCAACCCUGUCUGAGGCCUUUGAUGCCAGCUAUUGCACAUGCCCUGUUCAUGGACAUUACCCACGAUAAUGAGUGCCCGAUUAUGCACCGCUCAGCCUACGAUGCUCUUCCAAGUACCACGGUUGUCUCCAUGGCAUGUUGUGCUAGUGGAAGCACAAGAGGCUAUGAUGAGCUGGUGCCCCAUCAGAUUUCAGUCGUCGCAGAAGAGAGAUUUUACACUAAGUGGAAUCCUGGGGCGUCACCAUCAAAUACAGGAGACGUUAAUGUCCAGAGUGGAAUUAUUGCAGCCAGAUGUGCCAUCAAUAGACUCCAUCAAGAGCUGGGAGCCAAGGGUUUCAUUCAAGUGUAUGUGGACCAGGUGGAUGAAGACAUAGUGGCGGUAACAAGGCACUCGCCAAGCAGCCAUCAGUCGGUCGUAGCUGUGUCCAGGACUGCUUUUAGGAAUCCCAAGACUUCAUUUUACAGCAAAGAAGUGCCCCAGAUGUGCAUCCCUGGCAAAAUUGAAGAAGUAGUUCUUGAAGCUAGAACUAUUGAGAGGAAUACAAAACCUUAUAGAAAAGAUGAGAAUUCAAUCAAUGGAAUGCCAAAUAUAACAGUGGAACUUAAAGAGCAUAUCCAGCUUCAUGAAAGUAAAAUUGUCAAACAAGCUGGAGUUGCCACAAAGGGUCCCAAUGAAUAUAUUCAGGAAAUAGAAUUUGAAAAUCUAUCUCCAGGAAGUGUUAUCAUAUUCAGAGUUAGUCUUGAUCCACAUGCUCAAGUUGCUGUCGGAAUUCUUCGAAAUCACCUGACCCAGUUCAGCCCUCACUUUAAAUCUGGAAGCCUUGCUGUUGGCAACUCAGAUCCUAUAUUAAAAAUCCCCUUCGCUUCCAUUGCCUCUAAAUUGACUUUGGCUGAGCUAAAUCAGGUACUUUACCGAUGUGAAUCAGAAGAACAAGAAGAUGGUGGAGGCUGUUAUGACAUACCAAACUGGUCAUCCCUUAAGUAUGCAGGUCUUCAAGGAUUAAUGUCCGUGUUGGCAGAAAUAAGACCAAAAAAUGACUUGGGGCAUCCAUUCUGUGAAAAUUUGAGGUCUGGAGAUUGGAUGAUUGACUAUGUUAGUGGCCGGCUUAUUUCACGAUCAGGACGUAUUGCUGAAGUUGGUAAAUGGUUGCAGGCUAUGUUCUUCUACCUGAAGCAGAUCCCACGAUACCUUAUCCCCUGUUACUUCGAUGCUAUAUUAAUUGGGGCAUACACCACUCUGCUGGAUGUAGCAUGGAAGCAGAUGUCAAGCUUUGUCCAGAACGGUUCGACCUUCGUGAAGCACCUUUCUCUGGGUUCCGUCCAGAUGUGCGGAGUGGGAAAGUGCCCUUGUCUGCCUCUUCUCUCUCCCUCGCUCCUGGAUGUGCCCUACAGGCUAAAUGAGAUCACAAGGGAGAAGGAGCAGUGCUGUGUCUCCUUGGCUGCAGGCUUGCCCCACUUCUCUUCUGGUCUGUUCCGCUGCUGGGGGAGGGAUACUUUCAUUGCCCUCCGGGGGAUGCUGCUGGUCACUGGACGCUACUUGGAAGCCCGGAAUAUUAUUUUAGCAUUUGCCGGUACUCUGAGGCACGGCCUCAUUCCUAACCUCCUGGGUGAAGGAACUUACGCCAGGUACAACUGUCGGGAUGCUGUGUGGUGGUGGCUGCAGUGCAUUCAGGACUACUGUAAAAUGGUUCCAAAUGGUCUAGACAUCCUCAAGUGUCCAGUUUCUAGAAUGUACCCCACGGACGAUUCUGCACCUUUGCCUGCUGGUACACUGGAUCAGCCAUUGUUUGAAGUAAUACAGGAAGCUAUGCAAAGACACAUGCAGGGCCUUCAGUUCCGAGAGAGGAACGCCGGCCCCCAGAUAGAUCGGAACAUGAAGGAUGAGGGUUUCAAUAUAACUAUAGGGGUUGAUGAAGAAACGGGAUUUGUCUAUGGAGGGAAUCGCUUCAACUGUGGCACGUGGAUGGAUAAGAUGGGAGAAAGCGAGCGAGCUAGGAACAGAGGAGCCCCGGCCACCCCGAGAGACGGAUCUGCUGUGGAAAUUGUUGGCAUGUGCAAAUCUGCUGUUCGUUGGUUGCUGGAAUUGUCCAAGAAAAAUAUUUUCCCUUACCAUGAAGUCAGCGUGAGAAGGCAUGGAAAAGUUGUAACCGUUUCAUAUGAUGAGUGGAACAGAAAAAUACAGAACAACUUUGAAAAGCUGUUCCAUGUUUCUGAAGACCCUUCAGAUCCUAACGAGAAGCAUCCGAAUCUGGUUCACAAGCGUGGCAUCUACAAGGAUAGCUAUGGAGCAUCAAGUCCUUGGUGUGACUAUCAACUCAGGCCUAAUUUUACCAUAGCAAUGGUCGUGGCCCCUGAACUGUUUACUCCUGAAAAAGCUUGGAAAGCUUUGGAAAUUGCAGAAAAAAAAUUGCUUGGUCCCCUUGGCAUGAAAACUUUAGAUCCAGAUGAUAUGGUUUACUGUGGAGUUUAUGAUAAUGCCUUAGACAACGACAACUACAAUCUUGCUAAAGGUUUCAAUUACCACCAAGGACCUGAGUGGCUAUGGCCUAUUGGGUAUUUUCUUCGUGCAAAGUUGUAUUUUUCCAAACUGAUGGGCCCAGAGACUGCUGCGAAGACUGUAGUUUUGGUUAAAAAUGUCCUUUCCAGACAUUAUGUUCAUCUUGAGAGAUCCCCAUGGAAAGGACUUCCGGAACUCACCAAUGAGAAUGGCCAGUACUGUCCUUUCAGUUGUGAGACACAAGCGUGGUCAAUGGCUGCUGUUCUUGAAACCAUCUAUGAUCUAUAGGUGUCUCAUGGAUACUUACUAAGUGUGUGAACACUUGACAUCAUUGAAUGCAAGGUUAUAAUGAAACGUCAGCUCCACUCAUUUUAGAAAUCUCAUUCAUAGCCAGACAGUGGUGGCGCAUGCCUUUAAUCCCAGCACUUGGGAGGCAGAGGCAGAUGGAUCUCUGUGAGUUCCAGGCCAGCCUGGUCUAUACAGCUAGUUCCAGGAUAGCUAGGGCUACACAGAAAAACCCUGUCUUGAAAAACCAAAAACCAAAACAAACAAAAAAACUUAGUGGUUUAUCUUUUUCUUUUUUUGACCUUUUUCUUAAAGAGUAGCAUGUAUGCCACCACCCCUAGUGUGUGCAGCACUGGAGACAACACCUACGGCCUUAUGCUAUAUUAAAUAAGUACUCUGCCAACUGAGCUACAUCCCCAGGCGAUAUAUUUUUUUACAUUCUUUUUAUUUGAAUCAAAGAAAAAAUGAUCAUUUCCCACAGAGGGUGGCUGCUGUUGCAUUCAGAAAGUGUGCUUCAGAGUGGACGAGGAAAAGAGAAGAGCACCGUCUGCAGUUUGUGCAAGUGUGGAAGUGCACACAUGGAGAGGGGCUCUCCAGUCCUGCUGUGUAUUGGCACACUCCAUAGACGGCGCUUCACUAAUGGCCUGGCAUUCGUUACAGCAUUCUUAAUGCUUGCAUAAUGUAAUCAGUGCACAUUAGUAAAUGCUUUAUGAAUGUGGAAUGAUAGUUUUCACCUACAGUAUGUGUUCAUAAAUAGAGCACAGAGCUUCAAAAUGUGCUUUAUUUUUUAUUGAUAAGUUAUGUUUUUAACAUAAUAAAUUAAAGUUAACUAUGGUUAACAUAACCUAUUUGUAUUAAAUUAACUAAAGAUUAAUUGGUUAUAUGAAAGAGCAUUAGGACAUAAACAGUUCUGUAAAAUUAUAGUCAUAACUGGUUCCAAUUUCCCAUCAUGAGAUAGUUUACAUUUUCAAAAUGGAAAUUACUGGGCAUAUUUAUGAAAAUUUUACAGGGGAAAAUUGCCUAGAGAUAAAGCUUAGUGGCAGAGUGCCUGCCUAGCAUGUGUUAAAGCCCUGAGAUCUAUCCUCAAAACCAUCAGGGAAGAGGGAGGGCGGGGAGGGAGAGGAAAAAGAGGAAGGAUUUAAAAUACAGCCAUAUUAGGUUAUCUACAAUAGGGUCAAGACCCACCUCAGGAAAGGUUUAGGGUGCAGUGCUCCUAUUGAGGGUUAUUAGUGAAAGAACAGCACUGUGUUUGGCAUGGUCCAUUUGAAAGUCCCUGAAGGUGUCUUCCGCGUUAUCCCAGCCACAGGAAUUCAAAAGCUGCUUUUACACUAUAGAAGGGUAAUUGUAGAAGGUCCUGCGCUUCAUCCCUGCGGGAUGCUGCAAAGUGUUGUUUUUAUCUGACAUUUCACAAACAGUCUGUGCCUUGGGUUCUCACUUAAUCCAAAUCAAUCUUACUCUCCUCAAUGAAAAGUAAGCUUCUCAGUUUAACCAGUACGCUGUGACAUUCUUAGUGAGUCUUCAGAGAUGACUGAGGAGACGUGAAGCCUGUCAUUCUGAUGAGUGUUGUCACCUGCGGUAAUCAUUACUACUGUGUCUUAAAUGCUCUGUCUGUGAGCAAGUGUUUAUAUGUCUGUGUGACAGAAUAAAAGUCUUUUAUAAAGGA
This is a messenger RNA of Arvicola amphibius (Eurasian water vole), 6474 nucleotides long. It is a transcript of the gene Agl, whose product is annotated as amylo-alpha-1, 6-glucosidase, 4-alpha-glucanotransferase. The record is from RefSeq and is a predicted model, not a curated record. Gene Ontology annotation, molecular function: 4-alpha-glucanotransferase activity; amylo-alpha-1,6-glucosidase activity. The transcript has 34 exons. Lineage: Eukaryota; Metazoa; Chordata; Mammalia; Rodentia; Cricetidae. Gene Ontology annotation, biological process: glycogen biosynthetic process; glycogen catabolic process. The coding region runs from base 216 to 4814 and encodes 1532 amino acids.